AACAACGAAGUAGCUAUAGAUUGGCCUUUGAGUUAGAAAUGUGAUUCUUCGUACUUUAGCCAGAAAAAAUAUUAAAAGAACAAAAAUUCUGUUUAAUCUCAGAUCUCGGACCGACAACGUUCUUAGAAAUAAGUGCAUACAAAAAUCCGGCUGGGACCGACAUGGAAUAGUCUCUAAAAGAAGAUGAAGAAACAUAGUAGCUAUCCCGGCUGACCUUGCGUGACACAAAAUUUCCGAGAAAUUACGACUGGCCCUGAGAGUCACGCUCACAAUUCCAAGAAAGAAAUUYGUUCCAGAAAAGGUUGUUUACUCGACAUGGAAUCCUUCCUUGAAAACCUCAAAAAAGAUGUCCAAUGUUCCUUGUGCAAUAAUACUCUUAUUGAACCCAAGAUCUUGAAAUGUUUUCACACAUUUUGUGAUCCUUGCAUAAAAAGACACGCCGAGCUGAUCGAGGAAGUCCAUGUCUUCAAGUGUCCUCGAUGUAAAUCAGACAUUCUCUUACCACAAGAAAAACUGUGUCAUACAUGUGAAUUACUAACUCUUCCGUCAAAAUUAUGCAGCCUCAAAGAUCUGAAAUCAAGUGUUCUACAUUCAAGGAUUUUGAAUGUUGUGACUUUAGCAGAAGGUAGGAAGAUUUGUUCUGUUUCUGAGAGUCAUUCUCCAGCAUCUUGGUAUUGCUUCGAUUGCAGUCGUUCGAUGUGUGACGAAUGUUUGAAGAAUCAUAAAACUUUUAUUGACAGUCAUAUGGUCAUAAACCUCGACGAAUUAAAGCUAGAAGACCUUGAAUUUAUCCUUAAAAGGGAAGGCGAUUGUAGUAGCUGUCGUAUUGGGCAAAGAGUUGAGGUGUUUUGUCGUACUUGUAAUGUGUUGGUCUGUGUGUUUUGCAUGAAGCAGGAACACAGAGAACACGAUUUGACAUCGCUAGACACAUUUGCUUCUUUGAAGAGAGAAAUAUUAUCUAAGCACUCGGAAGCACUGGAUAAGUUAAUGUUAAAUGAACAGGAAGUACAAGAACAGAAAAAUAUUGCUUUGUUUAUCACACAAAACGGACAAAAAGCCAUUCAAGAAGUGAAGGACAAAACAAAGGAAGUUAUAAAUAAUUUAAUACGAAAUGAACAAGAGUUGUUGAAGCAAAUCUAUAGCAAGAUGGACAGAGCGAUCAGAAACUUGAAUAUAAUCCAUCAUAUUCCAGCUGUCAAGGAAUACAUCAAUAAUAUAAUGGAAAGAGGAUUGGCAAGUGAAAUGGUCAACAUUCAAGAAACAGAAUCCUAUGAGGAUUAUAUUUUUGUCCCUAUUCAAAAGAACAAUAUCUCAGAGAUUGUUUUCGUUCCCAACGAAGAUUUCUUGAAACGUGGACAGAUGGUUUCCAGUAUCGGUGAAAUACAAACAAAGUUAAAAACAGACCAUGUUACGGACCAAACCUUUCUUCAACAAGUAAAUACAGAACUGGAAGAAAURCCGUCUUACUCUAAAAAAAACCAUACGAUGAGUACUGUUGAAGUGACAUCUGAAUCAGAAGCUCUAAGGAAAGAAAAGCUGAAGUUGAUAACCAAAACCUCUGCAGGAGAACCCAGUCAUGAUCCAGGUGAUGUUAUUAACCAAGCCUUUUUUCAACAAGUAAAUACAGAACUGGAAGAAAUACAGUCUUACUCUAAAACAGACCAUACGAUGAGUAAAGUUGAAGUGGCAUCUGAACCAGAAGCUCUAAGGAAAGAAAAGCUGACGCUGAUAACCAAAACCUCUGCAGGAGAACCCAAUCAUGAUCCAGGUGAUGUUAUUGAUGUUAAAAUCAGCCCUGAAGAUAAUGUGGAAAUAAAAGAAAACWAUGUGAGAACUGAUGGUAAACUAGAAGUGGAGUUCAUGCCUAAAGUAKUUGGUCAACUGACAGUAGAGGUUCAAGUGAAUGGGAAUAAUGUAUCUAACAGUCCACUWGUGAUAAAUGUGAAGCCACAGAAGAUGGGAAUAACAAGAGAGUUUAAGAUGAAAGGCGUGAGUGUAGAAUCUCGUACGUUAACAGGUGUCGCUGUUAACAAAAAGAAUAGCAAAGUAGCAGUUGCUUACGAGUCUCACAGUUCUGUGCAUGUGUUCAACACUGAUGGAGAUCUUUUGCUAAGGUAUGGUAGAAAGGGAAGUGGAGAAAGACAUUUGCUGAAACCAGAAGGAUUAGCAUUUUUGAAUGAGACAGACUUGGUCAUAGCAGAUAAUCGUAAUUACAGAUUAUGUAUAGUGAACACUACUACAGGUACAUUGGUAAAUAMAUUUGGUAAGCUUGGUAAAGGUGAAGGGGAAUUCAACGAUUCCUAUGGAGUACACGUUGAUGACGAUGAUAAUGUUAUUGUUGCAUGUGACUUCCAUAAUGAACGUGUUCAAGUCUUCACAAGAGAUGGGAAAUAUCAAUAUCAUUUUGGUUUGACCAAAGAGGACAAUUUUCAUCCAGUCAGCGCUGUAACAUACUUUGGACGGUUUUACGUGAGUGACUAUACGAAUAAUGUCAUUCACGUAUUUGAGAAAAAAGACGGUGUCCUGACUAAAAUAUCGACAAUUGGUGGUAAAGGAAGUGCUGAUGGUCAGCUGAGUGAACCAUGGGGCCUGGCUAUUGAUAAUGACCAUCAUCUACUGGUCUGUGAUCGUGGGAAUAACCGCAUCCAAAAGUUCACACUGGAUGGCCGUUUUGUAGGAAUAACACGUGAUAAACUCAAAGAUCCGCGCUUUGUAACGGUGUUAAAUGAUGGUAGCCUACUGGUCACUACUUUUCGAUCUGGUUUGUAUGUGGUAAAUAGGAUUUUGAACACAGAAAAUGAGACGGUGCUUGGGACACCUACUCGGAGAUCUGCGCGCACGCGUAGAAAGUGAUCUAUAGACCUUUCGUGUGAUAGCAAACAUGGUGCAUUGUGGUCUAGCUUGGGUCGUGAGAUAGCAAACAUAGUGCAUUAUGGUCUAGCUUGGGUCGUCAGAUAGCAAA
Molecule: messenger RNA, 2962 nt
Organism: Actinia tenebrosa (Australian red waratah sea anemone)
Lineage: Eukaryota; Metazoa; Cnidaria; Anthozoa; Actiniaria; Actiniidae
Biological process (GO): proteasome-mediated ubiquitin-dependent protein catabolic process; protein polyubiquitination
Molecular function (GO): zinc ion binding; protein binding; ubiquitin protein ligase activity
Source: RefSeq, a predicted model, not a curated record